AAUUUUCUCAUUUUCAAAACAGAUUUCUGUACAUAUGCAUGCGUUUUCAAAUUCUCAAUCGGACUCCACCCACGGAAGUCUUCGAGCUUAUUCAAGGUAAGUUUAAAGGACUUCUAGCUGAAUACAAUGCUUCAAGCUUUUAUGAAGACAAUGAAUCCAAUUUGUCAAAGUACCUAUCAGGGCAUCGUCGAAGCAGGUGUCCAAUUGUUGGCGGUUUUCAGGCGAAAAAUUUUAUGAAAAUCAGGUCCAAAUCGCAAAUUUGCGCCUCCUCUGUGUAUGUGACGAUUGACUCGGAGUGCAUUCGUGGCGAGGGAAUUGAAUUGCAUUUCAAUGAGGUCGGUUGCAAUCCCUUCGAGCCCGCGUUGGUGACCAAAUUUGUGUGCUUUGUUCAAUGGGCCGAAAUGGGGAGCGUCAAUACAAUUCUUGUCAAAGAAAAAAGCUCAGCAGACUACAUUGUUGCAAGCAUGUUCUAUCAGGACCCGCCAACACAGGUAGACACUGUGAACAAUGAGUAUGGCAGUUUUACAAAGAUCUACAUAGGUCUGGGCAUUUUCCGGCCCAUGGCACAGAGCACAAAAGAUGGCGCUAACGUAGCAUAUCCGGCCUACCUUUAUGACCUCCAGCCUUUUGACACAGCCUUAAAGACAUCGCCGGCGGCUUUCUACGAAGUACAAAUGCGGGGAGCUUUUGGAACCUGCGAUGAUGAGUUAGAGCAAUGUGAAAGAGGAUGCAAUGCGGAUGCUCGGAAUCGGCUAUUUUGCAGACGAUCCUGUCCCUCUGUUCGAAAGGAGUGCAGCAUGGCUCACAGCGAUUCGUGCGAAAUAAAUGCCUCCUACCGGGGGCUUUGGCUCCUCAUCGACCCACUCCCCGGCGGAUCGGAGCAGAGUGAACAGCACCGGCAUACGCGACGACUGAUUAACAUUUCUGACCGAACUGUGACCUUUGCCAAUGUGUUAGGUGAUGAGACAUUCUACGAGUUCUCCUGCCUCCGGGAGGCAAGUGAAAUCGUUCCCGAUUGGUACAUUCUCGGGGGCAGGCAGUUGCAGCCAGGGUGCCAUCCACGAGAUGUCUGCCUUGAGGUCUACCAAAAUAGGCCAAUAUUCUCCAACGAGGCGCCCAACACGAAUACUCUGCUAUUCCGACUGUGUAAGUCAAGCCUCUUCUUAUUCUCUUGGAUACAUCUUAAAACAGUCAAUGUAGAGACUUCAAAUUUGCUAGUAAUCAAAAUGAACACUAUUUUUGCAGCUAAAAGCGAAAAACAAGGUGUCGACAUCUCCAAUUUGUGCACAUUUCCCGACGAUCCGAGGAGUACAAAGCAACGGAGGGCCCAAGUUUUAGUCAAGCAAGUCAGUCAUCGAGGUCCUUUUGGAUCCCCUCAUGAAAAGAUUUUUAAUGCCUCAAAGUGCGAAAUCUAUCAGAUUAAGCUUCGAGGCUCAAUUAGACUUCGAGCGCAAUUUUUCAGUAACUUGAUCGUCGCCCAAGCAGCCCGUCAAUUCGAUGCAUUCGCGGAGCAAAACGGUGUGGAAAAGGAAGCUAAAAAUCACUUUGUGUGGAGUCGCAAAGAUACCACCUUCCUGCCCGAAAUGGUUUCCUGUGCAAUUGAAUUGUCCGACUUCAAUCCACAACUUGGAACAACGGGUGAAUUCGAUGGAUUUUUGCGUUUAAAAUCGAGCUGUUCCGUUGAUCCUUUCUCGAGAUUCACAAACAACGGCAAGUUGGCAUUCGUAUUGUUAGCCAAAAACAUUCUGGGUGGUCGUAGCUUUAACAACAAAUGGGGAAUUCUAGUAAUUCAGGAGUCAGAAGUUGAAGGGAAACCAACCUUCAAUAUCUACCUCUUCCUUACUCCGCAAUGCCAAUAUGAGGAGAAUGCUUUUGGGGAGAUAUUAAUCAACAACUCCUCCGCCGUGGCAAUCAUGCACGUCGUUGCUGGUAAGGAACCUUCUUGCCUGCUUUCACUUUGUUUGUGCGCAUAG
Hydatigera taeniaeformis is the source of this 1973-nucleotide messenger RNA. The record is from the annotation of a GenBank genome assembly. NCBI's taxonomy places the organism in Eukaryota, Metazoa, Platyhelminthes, Cestoda, Cyclophyllidea, Taeniidae.